GACCCGUGAAGCUGCAACCUCAUUUUAAACCGGUUUUCAAGUAUUAAUUGUUGCAUCUUUUCCUAUAAUGUUUGUUAAAAAUGAGAUUGUGAAUUUAGUUCACAAGUAUGCGCGAUGGCGGACGAAAAUAAAUAAAUAGAAGAAAUCGCUAACCGGAGGGAUUUGAUCGCAUGCGCAGUAGAGAGAGUUUUUAGUUUCGCUAAAGAGUACAGUUAGAAGUUAGCUCUAGUUUUAUUAUUCUGCGAUUAUCUGCUCGCUUUAUCACUCAGGAAGUAUGGCAGAGGAAACACUCAAAAAAGAAGACACUCUCGCUAUGAGACUCAAGUUAAUUGGCCAGUCUUGUAGACUGUUUUACUCAGAGGAUCCAGUAAAAAUAGUCAGAGCAAGAGGACAAUAUCUGUUUGAUGAAAAUGGAAAGUCCUAUUUAGAUUGCAUCAGUAAUGUCCAACAUGUGGGUCAUUGUCAUCCUGCUAUCACAAAGGCUGCUGCGGCUCAGAUGGAGCUCCUGAACACCAACUCGCGCUUCCUACACGACAACAUAGUCCUGUACGCAGACCGCCUGGCUUCCACCUUACCUGAGAAACUGUGCAUCUUCUAUUUUGUCAACUCUGGGUCAGAGGCCAACGAUCUCGCCCUGCGCUUGGCACAGCAGCACACCCAACGCGAGGACGUCGUAGUGCUUGACCACGCAUACCACGGGCAUCUUAAGUCACUCAUCGACAUUAGUCCCUACAAGUUUCGGAAACUGGCGGGACAGAAAGAAUGGGUCCAUGUGGCACCCUUACCAGACAUCUACAGAGGCAUUUACAGAGAGGAUCAUCCCAGCCCAGGUCAAGCGUAUGCUGAUACAGUUAAACACCUAAUAGAGGAGAUCCAGCAGAAAGGUCGUAAGAUUUCUGCCUUCUUUGCUGAAUCUCUACCGAGCGUCGGGGGACAAAUCGUCUUACCUAAGGGAUAUUUCUCUAAAGUUGCAGAAUACGUGCGCUCAGCGGGAGGAGUGUUUGUGGCAGACGAGGUGCAGACCGGUUUUGGACGUGUGGGGAGUCAUUUCUGGGGUUUCCAGCUGCAGGGGGAGGACUUCUGUCCUGAUAUAGUGACCAUGGGAAAACCAAUGGGUAACGGGCAUCCCCUGGCAUGCGUGGUAACUACCAAGGAGAUAGCUGAAGCUUUCACAGCUAAUGGAGUGGAGUACUUCAAUACGUUUGGGGGGAAUCCAGUGUCGUGUGCAAUUGGGCUGGCAGUGCUUGACGUGAUAGAAAAAGAGGAUCUCAGAGGAAAUGCCACAAGGGUGGGAACACAUCUCAAAGAUUUGCUUAAGAAACUACAAGCAAAACAUGACGUGAUUGGAGACGUCAGAGGCGUAGGACUGUUCGUGGGACUGGAGUUGGUAACGGACAGAGAAAGGAGAACUCCUGCCACUAAAACAGCUGCCUGGGUGGUGAAGAGGUUAAAGGAGGAGGAUCAGAUCUGCGUGAGCACGGAUGGGCCCUGGGACAACGUGCUGAAGUUUAAACCUCCAAUGUGCUUCAGUUUAGAAAACGCAGACCUGGUGGUGCGGUGCAUCGACCGCAUUCUGACUGACGUGACCGCCAAUGAUCUCAAACUGGAAAAUGAAGACAUCUAAGUACGAAUUCAGGAUAUUAACUUGGUCCAAAAUGUGAUCCACCAACUCAUCACUGGAACUGAAGCAUUCAAGAGACCAGUUGAAGCAUGCUGCCUACUUUGGGAGACCAGGGUUCCUACAGGAUUUCUUCUAAAAUAAAUAUAUGCCCAGAUUCAAAUGGUUUCUUUCCAUCUUUUGGACCAUUUUCAUUAAGCUUAAAAAGCCUGAAUGAUAAAACUGCAUACAAAGAAAGAUAGCAGGGAUUGUGUGACAAUUAUUUUUUUGCUAAGGUCUCAAACAUCUGUGUAAACUACCUUACCAUGGCAGCUUAUAAAACUGAAGACAAUCAGUAUUUAGCAACUAGGAUUAAAUUUUUACUGUCGUUCAAAUACAGCUGCCAUUGUGACAAACUUAAAGUAUCAAAUGUAAGUUUUUUGAAUUCUGUGUAGGGUGUAUAAAUGUAAUCUUAUACAGCACAGGAGCCAUGUGAGAUGGUCUAAAUUAAAUUAAAACCCUAACAAUGCUUGUGUUUCAUUUUUCCUUACCCACAGCAGCCAUGAUUAAAACACUCAAACCUCCAACAAACACUUCUUCACAACAUUCCCAAUACACAAGACAGAACUUACCAGAACACUGUCUUUAAAUCUCGGACAUUAAAACAAAUUUAAAAAAAUAAAAUAAAAUAAAAAUAAAAAACAAAUACUGAAGUAUUGCAGUGUAAUUUUUCAGAGGGUUGGGGGUUUAACACUCAUCCUGGAGGUAAAGAAGCCCGCAGCUCUCCAAAGAGGCAUCCAAGGAAAUAUUAACAUUACUCGAGACAAAAAAUAAAAAAAAACAAGCAAGCCAUUUAACAGUACAAAACAUUUAACUUUAACUUUACAAAUAAUAACAGAAAGAUCCGUGUGUAAUAAACCAAAGUUUUAUUAAUUUUUUCUUUACCAAUUUUGCCCAAGACACUAGAGGAAUGAGUUUUCAGUGACAGAGGGAAUACCCUCUUACAUUAACAGGCUUGCGUUCAGUUCAAUAACACUAGUAAAGCCACUUAAAAAUUGCUGACAUGUUGGGGAAAGAACCUCGUUAAAAGCCAAAAAGAAAAAAAAAAAA
Austrofundulus limnaeus is the source of this 2707-nucleotide messenger RNA. RefSeq names its product 5-phosphohydroxy-L-lysine phospho-lyase (gene phykpl). The coding region runs from base 275 to 1624 and encodes 449 amino acids. Gene Ontology annotation, molecular function: pyridoxal phosphate binding; transaminase activity. The transcript is spliced from 13 exons. The record is from RefSeq and is a predicted model, not a curated record. Lineage: Eukaryota; Metazoa; Chordata; Actinopteri; Cyprinodontiformes; Rivulidae. Gene Ontology annotation, cellular component: mitochondrion.